Dromiciops gliroides (monito del monte) is the source of this 1749-nucleotide messenger RNA. It is a transcript of the gene SH3GLB1, whose product is annotated as SH3 domain containing GRB2 like, endophilin B1. The record is from RefSeq and is a predicted model, not a curated record. The coding region runs from base 137 to 1369 and encodes 410 amino acids. Gene Ontology annotation, biological process: membrane organization. Lineage: Eukaryota; Metazoa; Chordata; Mammalia; Microbiotheria; Microbiotheriidae. Gene Ontology annotation, cellular component: cytoplasm; membrane. Gene Ontology annotation, molecular function: protein binding. The transcript is spliced from 11 exons.
CCCCGCCUCCCCGGCUCCUCUCCCCGCUCCCUCUGAGGCGGCGGCGGCGGCUCGGGCGGCGGCGGCGGCGGCGGCGGCGGCGGCGGCUCCGCCCUGCUCCGGCUCCAGCUCCGUCCCGUUUCUGUCCCGGCCCAAUAUGAGCAUCAUGGACUUCAACGUGAAGAAGCUGGCGGCGGACGCGGGCACCUUCCUCAGCCGCGCCGUGCAGUUCACAGAAGAAAAGCUUGGUCAGGCAGAGAAGACUGAAUUGGAUGCUCACUUAGAGAACCUUCUUAGCAAAGCUGAAUGCACCAAACAAUGGACAGAAAAAAUUAUGAAGCAGACAGAGGUGCUAUUGCAGCCAAAUCCUAAUGCUAGAAUAGAAGAGUUUGUUUAUGAGAAGUUGGAUAGAAAAGCUCCAAGUCGGACAAACAACCAAGAACUCUUGGGGCAAUUCAUGAUUGAUGCAGGGAAUGACUUUGGCCCAGGAACUGCUUAUGGUAAUGCCCUCAUCAAAUGUGGAGAAACACAAAAACGAAUUGGAACAGCGGACAGAGAACUGAUUCAAACAUCUGCAAUAAACUUUCUUACUCCUUUAAGAAACUUUAUAGAAGGAGAUUAUAAAACAAUUGCAAAAGAAAAGAAACUACUACAAAAUAAGAGACUUGAUUUGGAUGCAGCAAAGACCAGACUGAAAAAGGCAAAAGUUGCAGAAACUAGAGCAACAUAUUUGGGGUAUUGUCACUGCCUCUCAACAAGGAGGCUCUCAGCCAGCAGCUGCCCAUCUCCUAGCCAACCCCAGCUCCUCUCUUGUGGGUCUCCAAAGGAGCCAGAAAUUUGGGCAGAGGAAGUGACAAAAGCUGAACAAGAAUUAAGAAUAACUCAGAGUGAAUUUGACCGCCAAGCAGAGAUCACCAGACUCCUUCUGGAAGGGAUCAGUAGUACACAUGCACACCACCUCCGCUGCCUGAAUGACUUUGUGGAAGCCCAGAUGACAUACUACGCUCAGUGCUACCAGUACAUGCUGGACCUGCAGAAACAACUUGGGAGUUUUCCAUCUACCUUCGUAUCUAACAACAAUCAGUCUUCCACAACGUCCAUGUCAAAUAUCUCCACUCCCUCAUCAUCUGCAGUUACCACCUCUCUGUUGCCUUCCACAAGUAGCACAGUUGUUACUCCUGCCCUCACUGACUUGAAGGAAUCCAGUGGAAGUAGGAAAGCCAGGGUUCUCUAUGAUUAUGACGCUGCAAACAGUAGUGAAUUGUCACUUCUCGCAGAUGAGGUGAUCACAGUAUACAGUAUCGUUGGUAUGGAUUCAGACUGGCUCAUGGGUGAAAGGGGAAAUCAAAAGGGCAAAGUACCAAUUACUUACUUAGAACUGCUCAACUAAGUGGGGGGCCUCCAUACAGACUACCAGUUAUGACAUGAUAUUUAUAUAUGAUUAACUAUGUAAAGCAGGUUUAAGUGUCUUCCAUGUUAAUGUCUUAAGAGACUCAGAAACUACCAGCCAUCAGAACUAGGCUUUUCUGCCAAUAAUGUUGCAUGGUAAAUUUUUCAUUGCUUCAGAUUUGGUGUAAAGAGCUUUUUACUUCGUGCCAAGGAUGUUUUCUUACAGGAUUCUCUGUUUCUACUGAAGUUUUCACUAACAAGCGGAUUCUACUUUUGAGUAAACUUAGAUCGAAAGCAGGAGGUCUGUUUUCUACUGAAUUUUUCACUAACGGCAAGCUUCUUCCUUUAUGUAAAAUAAAUUUAUUGUGAAUUGAUAUUAGA